CGUGGAAGAGGUUCUUCCCCCAGAAGAAGAAGAACAAGGCGCCCGGGCGCCGCUUGCGUUCGCGAUGGCGUCGUAAGAGGCCGCCGCCACCGAAGGCGAGCCCCGGUCGAGCCGGGCGGUGGGACGUCCCGCGGAACCGGCGAUGCGGUGAAACCCGCUCCUGCGCGAAGCCGUUCAACACCGCGAUGCUGGCCACAAACGACGUCGGCAGAAGGAACUCCAACAUGUCGGGCAGGUCCUCGCAGGACACCGUGGACGGCCAAGGAGAAAAUACUAUGGACGCCACAGACGAAAACCGGAUCAUCCAACCUCCGCCGGUGCCACAGAGACGGCGCGUGCGAUGCCUGUUGCCGAUGCUCUUGGCCAUGUUUGUGGUUCUCGUGGGUGUCCUUGCCACUCCAGUGGUCGUCUUUGUCCUCGAUGGUAAAGGUCAACUACCCUUCUUUGGCAAGAAGAACGAAACCACGGUCGCCGAGCUUAGCCUGGCCGCUAUUACGCAAGCCGCUACGCCGAAAGCCUCCGGCGCGACGUCCUCGUCUUCGCCGAUUGACGAGCCCCAAGAUAGAAUCGUUGGAUUGACGACGCCACCGCGCCCGAGAUCAUCGCAUGCUUCUACCGGCGAUCUGGCGGCCGGGUCCAGAUACCACGCCGCACCGCACCACAAGCCCGACUCGAACCGCGAACGCGUCUACGCGCCCAGCGUGGCCGGCGCAGCAGGCAGUACCACGAUGGGGCCCACAGCAGAGAUACAGGCUCUCAGCGAGCAAGUCAUUGCCCUACCCAAGGGAGGAAUCAUGAGCAAGCUGCGGGCCGCCGGCGCCGUUGACGCCGCCUCCGCAAACACGCAUAGGAAAGCUCGCCGCUCCAGGUCUUCUCAUGCCGCCAGUAGCCACUUGGAGCGCAGUGGUGGCAACGACACGGCAUCAACUACAGCGCCAAAGUCUCCGAGUCCCCGUCACACCGUGAGCGGCGCCGUGAGCGGCACGAGCCAGGGCACCAUUGCCAGCGCUGCAGUGAACUACAGCAGCAAUGUCAAGGAUGAUUCGGGUCAUCCUUCUUCGGUGCCCACCACUAAUAGUAGCAGCAGGCCAUCCUCGCACUCCCUAAACGUGCGACACAAGCGCAUAAUUCGGAACAAAGCCAAUCGCCGAAAGCGUGGAAAGAAACCAAUUACUACACGCAUCACAUCAAGAAAAGGUUUCACCAAGCACGCUUCUUCACAUCACGCACGCACCGUCGAAGAACACUCUGUCACAAACGUCAACACAAGAAGACCACUUGGCCGAAAAUUGCAGAUAUCGAAUACGAUUGUGUCUCUCGAGCUUCGGCGCAGACGUUCCACCAGAAAUUCCGGGAGCGGAGUCAAAAAGGCGGAGAUGACGCCGUCCGGUCGUGACAGCAACGAUUCAUUCGCGCUCACCAGCAACAAAGACGACGCUUUGCCGUUGCUUCAUUCGGGAACGCAGGGCAAAUUAGAGGGUACUUCGCCUAGCAGUGGUUCCGGGAAACACGGCACGUCUGCAGAAACCGCGAACACAAGCGCCAUCACUAUGCGGGCUUGGACAAAAGGCCGUAUGUUCACUGCAGCUCCAAGCUCCAAAAACACCACAUCCUGGUUUGUCGCAGCCAACUCGUCGUUGGAACCUGCUCCAGGGGCUACACACAGUGUUGUAGACCAGGCUCCAAACAGUAUGUCGCCGAAUUCUGGGGCAGAAUUAAAACCCGAAAACGACACGCAGAUUGGCGGUGGUCAUGAGCAUUCUGUAGGUAGCCGUGGAAGCGCCGGAGAAAUGAGUAAAAGAAAGGAAAGCCCUCGACGUGGGAUAAAAGAAGUAGAGUGGGAAACAAGUGGUGUCAGCGCGCUGAAGAAGAAAACAACCGCUGUACAUGCCGCAGGAGUAGACGCAUCGAAAUCAACGAACCCUAAAUUAUCACAAACCGUGCAGGCGGAGUUGGCCCCUGACCACGUCUCCACAGAUGAUUGGCGAUCCUGGCUACUUGUUAAUAACACGCAGGCCGAUCAUAGGUCGUUUCCCACCGAUAAUGUUACGAUUCCCAAUGAGGAGGAAAAAUUUGUCGACUUCACCGUAAGUAGAAACGGAAAUCAUGACGAUGGCGACAUGGAACCCAAUGGUAACGAAUCAGAGAUGCAGAGAAGAAAUUACAACGGGGAGCUUACUCACCGUUUCAAAGGAAUAACUGAGACGUCUUCGCGUCCUAAUCUUGGAAACUUUACGUCAGGUGUCGCUUCCGAGAUAUUUAUAUCGAGUUCCACACCUCGAGUUACCAUAGGAUCGGAAGCACGCCACUACACCGGCUCCUUGACAAGAAAACAAAAAUUAAUUCAUAAUGGUAGCCAAGUAGAGAGCGAGAUUAAUGCAAAGAAUGAAAUUCAAAGAAAAGAAGAGAGCGCGACUUUGUCAUCUCCAAAACUUGAGAUACGACUUGUCACUAUAGCUACAGCCACACCUGCAGCUAAAACACUCGCAACCUUCGUCACAGGUAAUGACGCUCCAGAAGAAGACCGUACAGGUGACAGGAAGUCAAGUACGCCGCAAAAGCAAAAUGGCAACUCCUUAGAGGGCGACAGCGCCGGCCUUGUCGAGUUGGAACUGAACUUCGUGCCGAGCAAGAAGGAAACGAACAAGACGUCAAUGGCUACGACUCAUGCAGUGGCUUUUACGCAAACAGUUCACAAGGCGUCCAAGACAACUGCUUCGAAACAAAGCGACACAAUUCAUCACAAGGCGAAGCCUACAAACCAUCCACAUUCUACGAUCAUAUCGGCAAGUGGACCCAGCCAGCAGCCUUUCAGAGAACUGGUUGCACAUUCAACCAAGGGUCAAGCCAGUACGUCCACGUCACACGCGACCAACACCAUCACCGAUGCUAGCCUUGGUGCUGGAAACACUAGUAAGCGAGGCCAAGCGACAGCACGCGACGAUUCCGAUGACGAUGAAGAUGAUGACGACGAAGACAGCGAUGAUGAACAAUCAGACGUUCCGACCACGUCACAAUCAAAGACAAAUCCAGCGUCAAUGACACCUCACAUCGUUCUAAAUUUUAAGGGCGCAUUUGGUAAAGCGAGAAAAACGAGCACGCCGAAAUCGGCAGCAUCCGUCACAGAGCAGCGGACAGCUGUGAAAAGGGGCUCUGAAAAUUCUACCACUCAUUCAACGUUGCACCAUUCUUACUCAACGAAGCGGAAUAGCGCAAACGGCCUCUUACAUCUUGGUGGGACGCACAAAGUCGGUAGCGCUACCACGGCCGGCAGCGCAGUGACUCUGAAGCGUGAUCAGCGAUCUCAGCUAGCUAACCAACGCGAUAUCACGAACAACUUGUCCCAUGUUCCUGCCGUAGGCUCGGGGGAGGAGAAAAAGCAAAUGAAUGGAGCGCUCACUGCCCCAACUCAUCCUCCGGUAAACUUACGACCAGCUGGGUCACCUUCUAAAGAUGGUGUGCUGUUGGUAAGUACAGUAUCGGCAUCCACCUCUCACAGCGACGACGGAGUCAAGCAAUAUACCUCGGUUAGGGGCAGCGAUGACGGCUCCAUCUGGCGCACGAUACCUCCUGCUAAAAACGCACCCUCAUCGACGACAAGGGCAACUGCGCUGCCAGACUCGGGCGUCGGCGUAGAGAACUACUAUGACGACACCAAGAACGAGACAUCGUCCGGAAGCGCUGAGGUGGACGAAAGCGGCGGCGAGCCCAAGACGAGGAAUCGCCGAAUAUCCGGCGAGAUGAGCACGACUACCAAGUCGAGCAAAAAGCCGGACGUCUUUCAGACGGAGUACUAUUACGACGAUUCGCCAUCGCGCAAGACAGAGGAAACGACUACUCUGGACGUCACGGAACCGGGCUACGAAAGCGCGCCUGAGCAGGAGGCCAUUGACGAUCUCUUCUUUUAAAACGCGCGCCACACAAGCGAUAUUGCUGCAGCAAGGCCACAGCUGUUCGUUUAACAAGAUGCGUGCUGUGGAGCAGUGACGCGAAGCCUUUGAAGGAAGAGAACAGUGCCUGUGUUCCCUAUCAAGCUAAAAAACAGGCUGAUUCCUCAAUUGUGUCCACCCGACCCAGGCGUCUCAAAUGUGGACGGUCACCGACGCUGAGAAGCUGCUGUGUGUCGGAGAAUUCAGCUCAUGCUUGCAUUGAUGCUAUGUAUCAGUAAACAAGCAUAUACCUAUA
Messenger RNA from Dermacentor andersoni, 4185 nucleotides. RefSeq lists its product as uncharacterized. NCBI's taxonomy places the organism in Eukaryota, Metazoa, Arthropoda, Arachnida, Ixodida, Ixodidae. The record is from RefSeq and is a predicted model, not a curated record.